Molecule: messenger RNA, 1726 nt
Organism: Hydractinia symbiolongicarpus
Lineage: Eukaryota; Metazoa; Cnidaria; Hydrozoa; Anthoathecata; Hydractiniidae
Product: capsule biosynthesis protein CapA-like
Exons: 7
Coding region: 326-1228 (300 amino acids)
Source: RefSeq, a predicted model, not a curated record
AUCAAUAUUAUCAGUUUCUUUAGAACAGCGUACUUUAUGGUUCUUCUUAUUAUGUCUUCCGAAUGUUUGGCUCAGCGUAAAAGUUCAGGGAGAAACAGUAAGACUUAUAUUUGGAGGCGAUGUUGCAUUUUCUGGAGUAAUCAAGUAUCACGCAAGAAGACAGGAGUGUAGAUAUGAGGAUUCUUUUAAACCAAUUAAAUCUGUCCUUAGCGAAGCUGAUCACGUUAUUGUCAACCUAGAAACUCCAUUUCAUCAUAAAAAAGAUGAAAAGCUUCAAGAAUUGAAUCCGAAGAAAGAAGUGACGUUAAUUUCGGAUACAGAUGCAAUGGCAGCACUUAACUAUGCAGGCAUAGAUAUAGUUACCUUGGCCAAUAACCACUUCAUCGAUUUUGGAGAAGGACCAGCUAAUCUGACAAUAGAAUAUUUAAAGAAGUUUGACGUUCAAUACGUUGGUGUUACGUAUGGCAAAUCUAUGUUUGUUGAUCAGGAACCUUUGAUCAUAACAGAGAAGGGAAUAAAAAUUGGAUUUCUUGCGUAUUGCUCUUCAGAUGAAGGAUGUUUGCAAGAAAAUUAUCGCGAUAGAGUGUCUACGGGACCUGCUAUUUAUGAUAAAACGUUGGCUAUACGUGAAGCUAAAAGACUAAGAAAGGUAGUAGAUAUCAUUGUCGUCCUCAUGCACUGGGGUGUUGAGUACGCCAAAUUUCUACCAAAGUAUCAUGGUGAACAGGUCAUCGUCCAGUUGUCACCAUAUGUUGACGUCAUUAUUGGUUCCCACCCCCACGUGGUACAAGACCAUUUUUACAACGAUGGUGCCUUAGUUGUUCAAAGUGUGGGAAACAUGUUGUUUCCGUUGCACGGUAGUGUCAUGAAUAAAUUUUUGGAUAAAGGUGAAAAUAUAUCUCGACCUGACCACGAUAAAGUAUGGUAUAAACAGACAAAGUUAUUAAAGAAUCCUACUUCCUUUGGUAAAUUAAUAAUGGUGGAAAUAAACAAAGCAGGCAUAAUAAGGGCUGGAACCAAGUAUCUACCAAUUGAGAUUGAUGUAACAAAACAGCAUUGUCUGGUUGUCAAGAAGAAAGGAUCAUGGAAAACAAUCUGUGAUAAAAAUGACAAACACUGCGUUGGUACUAAUGACUGUAAUAUGUUGCAUUGUGGAGGCGUACAAAAAGUCAAACCAAAAAAGAAAAAAGGAAAGGGGAAAUUACACGAAACCUACAAAAAUGUGUAGUUCAAGUUUAAACACACGUCUUUAAUAUUGUCGUGGAUACAAUGUUUUUAAGUUAAACUUUUCAAUGUUUAUUUUAUGUAAGUCCAUUUUGGAUCCAUUGGUUUAAGGUAAUAAUGUUAAAAAUCUGAGAUGGUUAAUCCACGCUUGUUUUGACAUUGAUAAAAAAAUCGUCUAAGCAUACUCAAAAGUCUUUUUCCUCGUCUAUUCAAAAAAUUUACUUUUAAUACAGACCUUUACCAAAGCUAUCCUUCGAAUUAAGUACUAAAUUUUUUUAUUUAAAAAAAACUAGGAAAUUGUGUAACUUGUUAGUUUCCAUAACGUCAGAUCCUUUUGAAUGGAUUCUACUUUAUUCAAACGGAAUUUUAUUACACUAUUAUUCCUACGCUUCUUUCUCGUUCAAGGCAAAUGUUUUCGAUAGCUAGACACCUAAUUGUACAAAUGUGGGAAAGACUAAUCACAAGCUAAACCUCCACACGCGUUAGAUGUCAAAAUUCAAAC